CAUCGGAAAUUGCUGACUGACAGGAAUGGUCACGUGAUGCUUUCUCCAUUUCAUCGUCCUGUAUUCCUCCUUUGCCAUCGUUUCACGUCAUGUCAACGCACGACUUCCAAGCAGACUGGAUCACUGGCAAUGAUGACGCUCCCUCUUCCAACAUCUCCUCAAAGAAGGGGAAGACAUCUGUCGGAACAUGGGCCAACCUCGGAGUUUUCCCCCCCAUAGUACGCGCCCUCAACCUUCGCGGUUUCAAGAAUCCCACGCCUAUACAGCGCGCAGCUCUGCCGCCAGCAAUGGCUAAUCCUCCUAAAGACGUUCUUGGCAUGGCACGCACUGGCUCUGGCAAAACUUUGGCGUACCUGCUCCCACUUCUUCACGCACUAGGAGGGACUCGCAGACAGUCAUCAGGCAUUCGAGCCCUCAUACUUUGUCCCAGUCGUGAACUUGCCGUCCAGGUCCUCAAGGUGGGGAAGGACUUGUCACGAAGCCUUGCCGGACGCAAUAAAGACUCGGAGGCUCUGCGAUGGAGCAUCAUCAUGGGCGGCGAGUCCCUCGAUGCUCAGUUUGAGUCGAUCUCCGCGAAUCCUGACAUUGUGAUCGCAACUCCUGGUCGCUUCCUCCAUUUGGCUGUUGAGAUGGACCUUGACUUGCGACAGGUGCAAGUGGUUGUGUACGACGAAGCCGACCGCCUGUUUGAGAUGGGUUUCGAGAUCCAACUGCGGGAGAUCCUCCACCGCUUGCCGUCAACACGUCACAACUUGCUGUUUUCAGCGACCCUUCCCACCUCACUCGCGGAAUUCGCUAAGGCCGGCUUGAACAAUCCGGCUUUCAUUCGACUAGACACUGAGCACCGUAUCAGCCCCGAUCUCGAGCUUGCAUUCUUGUCGGUCAAGCCCGAUGAGAAGGAUGCAGCUCUUCUCGCUCUUCUACGUGAAGCCAUUCACAUCCCCGUCGCCAGCGCUGCGUCCGAUGAAGGUCCUCGCGCAAUCAUCUUCGCUUCUACGAAGCACCACGUUGAGUACAUCUCUAAUUUGCUUAAAGCGGCAAGCUAUCGCACGUCUUAUAUUUACGGGUCUCUCGACCAAGUCGCCCGUCAGCAGCAGCUACGCCACUUCCGAGAUGGUCAAUCAGAGGUACUUGUUGUCACCGAUGUUGCAGCUCGAGGCUUGGACAUUCCGGCGAUGGGUCACGUCGUCAACUACGACUUCCCAUCUGGAGUGAGGGUUUUUGUUCACCGAGUGGGUCGUACAGCACGUGCGGGUCAGAAAGGCCACGCUUGGAGUCUUGUCACGCGUGACGACCUCCCUUACCUGCACGACCUCGAGGUGUUCCUUGAGCGUUCGAUCAUCUCCGACACCGAGGCUUUCGGCGCUGUUCCUCAAGAUAUCAUUGAGGCCACAUCGGAGUACAUCCAUCACAGUUUGGAGACGUCUGAGCCCCAGCUCACCUCCUUGCGGAGUGUCAUGAAGCGUGGCCAGGCAAUGUUCGAACGCUCUCGUAGCAAGGCAAGCCGUGAAGGCUAUCGAGCUCUGAAAACCGACAAGGUCACCAGGAGUACCACGCGCACCCACCCUGCAUUCUCAUCCGGCGAGCAGGACAGCGAGGUUGGCGAGAAAAGGGCAACGCUCCUCGCAGCUAUUCACGCCUAUAACCCUCAAGAGACUGUCUUUGAGGUGGGAGCGAGGGGUGGGCAACACACGACGGCUGUGGUCAUGAAACAGCGCCGCUUGGCAUUGGCGCGGAGUCAAGCUCGCAAGCGAAAAGCUGAAGAGGAAACCGAUGAAGCAGGAGAAGGUCAAGCUGAGAACGACAGGAAGGUUCACAAUUCCAUGCCUAACAGGUCAUAUCGCGACCCCAACUUCUUUCUGCCCCACGAGAAUGUUGAGACAAAUCGUUCAAAGGGAUACUCCCUCUCUGAGGGGACAUCGUUUGCCGAGCAGGCUCGCUCUGCGACGAUGGAUUUGAAUGCCGAUGACGCCGACCAACAGCGUGCUCAGAAGGCCAGCCAGCUUAAGUGGGACAAAAAACGAAAGCGCUUUGUCAAGGACACCCCCGGUGAAGAUAACAAGAAGAUGAUCAGGGGCGAAAGUGGAGCACUACUUCCAGCCACGUUCAGGAGUGGUCGUUACACGGAAUGGAAGAAGACUGCACACCGCCUUUCAGGCCAACGCGCUGGAUCACAGUCCCUCAAGGCGUCAGGUCUCGCAAGCGCUGAGACCAUUCUCAAGACGCGUCGUGAGAAGGAGAAGCGACAGCAGAAGAAUGGACGUACGCCGAAGAAACGCCGUUAGGAGAAUCCGUUGUCUGAGCCUAUGGGAGUUGUGUCAUAUGAUUAGACUGCGGCAUUAGUGUUCGGCUUUAGUUUUGU
Molecule: messenger RNA, 2362 nt
Organism: Cutaneotrichosporon oleaginosum
Lineage: Eukaryota; Fungi; Basidiomycota; Tremellomycetes; Trichosporonales; Trichosporonaceae
Cellular component (GO): nucleus
Molecular function (GO): RNA binding; RNA helicase activity; ATP binding
Source: RefSeq, a predicted model, not a curated record